This is a messenger RNA of Melanaphis sacchari, 1401 nucleotides long. Its product is annotated as zinc finger MYM-type protein 1-like. The record is from RefSeq and is a predicted model, not a curated record. NCBI's taxonomy places the organism in Eukaryota, Metazoa, Arthropoda, Insecta, Hemiptera, Aphididae. Bases 85 to 1401 code for a protein of 438 amino acids. The transcript is spliced from 7 exons.
GUUUGUAGUGGAACUAAAGGUGGCAAUAAAAGUAAACUCAAUAAAUUGGAUGCACAUGCUAAAAGUAAUUUACAUCUAACAUGCAUGGUUAAAUGGUCAGCAUAUCAGAAAACAAAAGAAACUGGUAGUGUUUAUUCUCAAAUAUCUUCUCAGCAUUCUUUGAUGGUUAAAAAUAAUAGAAUGUAUAUGAAAAUGUUAGUUGAUAUUGUUUUAUUUUUAAGUUGUCAAGGAAUUGGUUUUAGGGGACACGAUGAGACAAAAGAUUCUUUAAACCAAGGAAACUUUAAAGAAUUAUGUAAAUUGUUAGAAAUAAGUAAUGAGGAAUUUGGAAAAAAAUUUAAUCUUAAAACCAAUUACACAAGUCAUAUAAUUCAAGAUGAACUUAUAAAUAUAUGUGCAGAUGUUGUGAAAGAAAUAAUUGUGAAAGAUAUUGAAGACGUUGAGGUAUUUGGAAUUAUGUGUGAUGAAGCAAGGUGUUACAAACAAGAACAAAUGGCAUUAUGUGUAAGGUAUGUUAAAAAUCUAGAUGUUGUUGAGAGAUUUCUUAGUUUUAUAGAUUGUUCUAAGAAUCAAGAUGCUGAAAGUUUAUAUCAAUACAUAUUAUGGUAUCUGAAAAAGUGUAAACUUAGUUCUAAACCACAAUUAGUUGCUCAGUCAUAUGACGGUGCAAAUGUUAUGUCUGGGAAAUUUAACGGACUACAAAAUAAAAUAAAAAGUCAAUAUCCUUACGCUAUUUAUACACACUGUAUGGCUCAUAAAAUGAACCUCAUUGUACUUGAUAUGUGUAAACAUGUAAAGGAAUCAAGGCAUGUAUUCAACACUUUAGAAUCCCUGUACAUACAUUUUUCUCAUCCGUCAAAAAAUCAAAAAUUAAUUGAGAUUCAAACUAAACUAGGAAUAAAAUAUACAUCAAUGAUUAGACUCAGUGACACUAGAUGGAAUUGCCGUUAUCGAAAUAUAGAGUCUGUUAAAGCAAGUUAUAAAGCAAUUAUUCAAGCUUUAGAAGAAGAAAUUGAAAAUGAAGAUGAUAGAGGAGUAAAUGAAGCAAUGGGUAUACUAACAAAUUUAAAAAGUGGACGAUUUAUAGUAACAACAGAAUAUUUUUCUAAGCUUUGGUGUGAAAUAGAAAUCUUUGCUAAAGACAAUGAAAUAUCAAUACAAACGCCAUCUCAAGGAUGCAAAAGAAAAAGACAAGAGCCACACAAUCUUAAACAUUUUGAUACUACUGCAACCACAAGUGCUGAACAAAAUAUUAAUGACACCAGUGAAACCAUUGAAGAUUAUUUUAGAAAAAAUGCUUUCUUUCCUGUAUUUGAUACUAUUUUGAUAAAUUUGGAAAAAAGAUUUUUUCUGCUGAAAGCCUCCAAAUGGCUACAGCAGUUGAUCAAUUUAUUCAACUGA